Sycon ciliatum is the source of this 2057-nucleotide messenger RNA. RefSeq lists its product as uncharacterized. Gene Ontology annotation, cellular component: trans-Golgi network. Lineage: Eukaryota; Metazoa; Porifera; Calcarea; Leucosolenida; Sycettidae. The transcript is spliced from 7 exons. Bases 162 to 992 code for a protein of 276 amino acids. The record is from RefSeq and is a predicted model, not a curated record.
ACAACACCAGCUGGGUGGAUAUUUGGAGUACUCCACCUGUUCCAUGAUCACUUGUCCUUGAAAAGUAAACACAGUUGAGAAUUUUCUAUCCAUUCCCUUCAUUUUGUUGGAGGUCCUGCCAGGGAGCUAGCCUAUCGUCGCUACCACUACCAGCAGUCGCAAUGGCCUCCCUGCUGCAAGCGCUAGCGCAUGGCACGCGAUGGGUCUGGCUUGCAAUGCUGGUCUGCGUGUCUGUGUGCCCCUGGCCGAGCAGGUGUGAGGAAUGUGUGCGCUAUGACGACCAGUACCAGCAAGGUGCGUGCAAGUGCAGGCUGAGCAGCGACCCGAAGCUGGGCCUGGACCUCACUCCUCUCAGGAAUAUGUUCUCCACGCCGAAGGAAGGGUUGGAGGACAACGUCUAUGUCUGGGGUCCAUGCGGCGAUGUUCUAAACUUUGGCGGCGACUGUACAGCGCAGGCCAGGGCAGCUGCCUGCCAGGGUCCAACGUUCGGUAAGCCGCCAACGUGGAACUCUCUUGGCAUAGAGUCGUCGGCAGUGUUCACGGUAAACCUAACCGGCACGGAUCUGGUGACAACGAUCACCUACUCGAACGGCACUGAAGGACGCACGAGUGAGUUCAAGUUGAUCUGCAACGAGGACUCCAACGGCACAUUCGACUUUGUGGGAGAACACCCUACAAAACACUACAACUUCAUCGUGACCAGCCGUGACGUGUGCUUGGUUGCCGUGCCGACCACUGGUGGUAAUGGUGGCGGUGGACUAUCUGCUGGUAGCAUUAUCCUCAUUUUGGUAAUCUCAUUGGCCGUGGUGUAUCUAGUCGCUGGAGGGCUGUAUCAGAAGCUGGCGCGGGGAGCAACGGGCUGGGAGAUAGUGCCCAAUCGUGACAUGUGGAUGACCGUGCCGGAGUUAGUAACGGAUGGCAUGGCCUUCAUCCUGUCUCCGUGUCGUGCACCAUUCAAGGGACGUGGUAAGAUGAGCUACGAAAACCUUUAGAUUCGUCUCACCUCCUAGAUAGUAAGUAUGCAAUAGCCUGGCGCUCAUGGCUGACCUCAUCCAGACUGUGCCAACCCGAUCCAGACUGUGCCAUCCUGAUCCAGACUGUGCCAUCCUGAUCCAGACUGUGCCAUCCUGACUGAGAGUGCUAUCCUCAUGGGGCUGGAUCCGAGCAUCCGCUACAGCAAUGCAUGCUCAAUGCAGACAAGUGACACAGCUGACUUGCUGCCGGGCUCAUUUCGUUCUGUUUGGGACAUCGGAUACCCCACUGUGACAUUCGACGUUACAUGGUGAUUAUGCAAAGUUUGCCAUUAAUGCUGCAUGUCAGUUCCUCAAACGGUUUUGUCUAAUGCAUUCCUAGUGAACCUGGUCUCCACUGUUGUAGCUGGCAUGACGCCAAACAGACAGGCACACACACACACACACACACACACACACACACACACACACACACCAUUGGACCAUUGGAUGCCCAUCGCCGGAGGCGAUGAUAGCGAUGCUACAGCAGAAGCCAUAGCAGCUUGUGCUUGGAUUGCACCAUUCAACAGCUUGCAAGGCUGAAGAAUUGACCGCCACUAUUCAGCCUGGUGCACACACACACACACACACACACACACACACACACACACACACACACACACACACACACACACACACACACACACAAACACACACACAGCGUACUGAAGAUGAUUCUCCGUAGGCAUGCACUCCAGCAUGGUGCAUGGCCGUGUGCUGCAUGAUGAACUUGAGAACAUUAUUUGUAAAGUCGCGAGCCAAUCAUAACAAACUCCUUGUCCGUUCUGAUGUCCAGCGUACGUAACUUUACUGUUUUCUUUUCAUAUCGUAUCUGGAAUAGAAAUGGUUGAGUAGAUAGAUAUUCAAACUUACUAUAAUCCCAAGAUGCAUUCUUGCGUGCUUGCUAUUGUCAAUGCAAGAGCAUUCUCUUCCUGAUAGUAGUACCUUAUGCACUCUCACUGCAGACUGCUUGGCGCUGGAUUUGCCAUCUAGGCACGCUAUUAUAACGAUUACAUGUAUUACAUGUCAGAAAUCUUGGAAAGAUGA